Doryrhamphus excisus (bluestripe pipefish) is the source of this 2968-nucleotide messenger RNA. RefSeq names its product phosphorylase, glycogen, muscle A (gene pygma). Gene Ontology annotation, biological process: glycogen catabolic process. Gene Ontology annotation, molecular function: glycogen phosphorylase activity; pyridoxal phosphate binding. Gene Ontology annotation, cellular component: cytoplasm. The record is from RefSeq and is a predicted model, not a curated record. Lineage: Eukaryota; Metazoa; Chordata; Actinopteri; Syngnathiformes; Syngnathidae.
UUCUGUGUGUCUGGGGCUGUGGUGGCGCUUGCUUACCGUAUUUACAUUAACUUCCAGGGCUCUCAGCUGCCAAACCCUGAGCCGCCAUGUCCAAACCCUUGUCCGACCACGACAGGAGGAAACAGAUUUCAGUGCGAGGCCUGGCCGGUGUUGAUAAUGUCGCCGAGCUGAAGCAGAACUUCAACAGGCACCUCCACUUUACACUGGCCAAAGACAGAAAUGUGGCGACAAGAAGGGAUUACUACUUUGCUCUCGCCCACACUGUGCGGGACCACUUGAUCGGCAGGUGGAUCAGAACCCAGCAGCACUACUAUGAGAAGGAUCCCAAACGCCUGUACUACAUCUCUUUGGAGUUCUACAUGGGCCGCACUCUGCAGAACACCAUGGUGAACCUCGCCCUGGAGAAUGCCUGUGAUGAAGCCACCUACCAGUUGGGUCUGGACAUGGAGGAACUGGAGGAUAUGGAGGAAGAUGCUGGUUUGGGAAACGGUGGCCUUGGCCGACUAGCCGCCUGUUUCCUGGACUCCAUGGCGUCGCUCGGCCUGGCUGCCUAUGGUUACGGUAUUCGCUAUGAAUUUGGAAUCUUCAAUCAAAAAAUAAUGAACGGCUGGCAGGUUGAAGAGGCUGAUGAUUGGCUGCGCUAUGGCAACGCCUGGGAGAAGGCACGUCCUGAGUACAUGCGUCCUGUGCACUUCUACGGAAGGACUGAGCAUCACACCGACGGUGUCAAAUGGGUUGACACUCAGGUAGUUCUGGCUCUGCCGUAUGACACCCCAGUCCCUGGCUACAGAAACAACAUUGUCAAUACUAUGAGGCUGUGGUCUGCAAAGGCACCGUGUGAAUUUAACCUUAAAGACUUCAAUGUCGGUGGCUACAUCCAGGCUGUUUUGGACCGUAACUUGGCUGAGAACAUCUCCCGUGUGCUAUAUCCCAAUGACAAUUUUUUUGAGGGCAAGGAGCUGCGUCUGAAGCAGGAAUACUUUGUGGUUUCUGCCACCCUGCAAGAUAUCAUCCGCCGUUUCAAGGUCUCCAAGUUUGGCUCCAGGGAAAUUGUUCGCACGGAUUUCAGCAAACUGCCUGACAAGGUUGCGAUUCAGUUAAAUGACACUCACCCGGCUAUGGCUAUUCCUGAGCUGAUGAGGGUUCUGGUGGAUGAUGAGAAACUUGAAUGGGAUAAGGCCUGGGAUGUGUGCGUGCGCACUUGUGCCUACACCAAUCACACAGUCCUCCCAGAGGCCCUGGAGAGAUGGCCAGUGGACCUGUUUGCCCAUCUGUUGCCCCGCCAUUUGGAAAUUGUCUUUGAGAUCAAUCGUCGCCACCUGGAGAAUGUUGCUGCAAAGUUUCCUGGUGAUGUCGAUCGUCUGCGCCGUAUGUCCCUCAUUGAGGAAGGAGGACAGAAGAGGAUCAACAUGGCCCAUUUGUGCAUUGUGGGGUCGCACGCAGUGAAUGGCGUGGCCCAGAUCCACUCAGACAUCCUCAAAGCCACGGUCUUCAAGGACUUCUAUGAAAUGGAGCCGCAUAAGUUCCAGAACAAGACUAACGGCAUCACUCCUCGCCGCUGGCUGGUGAUGUGUAACCCUGGCCUGGCUGAGGUCAUCGCCGAGAGAAUCGGUGAGGACUUUAUCCGCGACCUCGACCAGCUGAAGCUUCUUCGCAAGUUUGUGAACGACGACGCUUUCAUCCGCGAUGUUGCUAAAGUGAAGCAGGAAAACAAGCUGAAGUUUUCUGUGCACUUGGAGGAGCACUAUAAGGUGAAGAUCAAUCCGAACUCCAUGUUUGACGUUCAAGUCAAGAGGAUCCACGAGUACAAGAGGCAGCUGCUUAACUGUCUACACAUCAUCACCUAUUACAACCGAAUCAAGAAAGAACCCAACAAGCAGUGGACUCCCAGAACCGUCAUGAUUGGAGGAAAGGCUGCUCCUGGCUACCACACUGCCAAGAUGAUUAUUCGUCUGAUCACAGCUAUCGGCGAAGUGGUCAACAAUGAUCCUGUGGUUGGAGACCGUCUCAAAGUCAUCUUUUUGGAGAACUACAGAGUCACACUCGCUGAGAAAGGUAUCCCUGCUGCUGACCUGUCAGAGCAGAUCUCCACAGCAGGCACAGAGGCCUCUGGCACAGGAAACAUGAAGUUCAUGCUCAACGGCGCUCUGACCAUCGGGACUAUGGAUGGAGCCAACGUGGAAAUGGCUGAGGAGGCAGGCGAGGAAAAUCUCUUCAUCUUCGGCAUGAGGGUGAAUGACGUUGAUGCCAUGGACAAGAAAGGAUACCAUGCUGAAGAGUACUACAACCGCCUGCCUGAGCUGAAACAAGCUAUUGACCAGAUUGCUGGAGGCUUCUUCAGCCCAAAGCAGCCCGACCUAUUCAAAGAAAUUGUCAACAUGCUGAUGCAUCACGACAGAUUUAAGGUCUUCGCCGACUAUGAAGAUUAUAUUAAAUGCCAAGAGAAAGUCAAUGCGCUUUAUAAGAACCCCAAGGAAUGGACCAAGAAGGUGAUCUACAACAUUGCUGGAUGUGGCAAGUUCUCCAGUGACCGCACUAUUGCCCAGUAUGCCCGCGAGAUCUGGGGGAUGGAGCCCACACUUGAGAAACUCCCUAACCCUGAUAACCUACAAUAAACUGUUGACAUGACAACAUCUUCCUCAACAUGGAAAUGGCUGCCAAAAUGGAGUCUCUGUAUGGUGUUCAAAAGGUUCAUCCGCAGAGUUUCAAAAUUAAAUUCUACCUGCAUCACUACACAGCGUUACAAACAAAAGCCAUAAGCGACAUGCACGGCAUGUGUCAUUUGCAUAUAUAAACAAAAGCACAGCUUGCAGCCGUGUUUAAGGGAUGCAAAGAUUGCAAUUUAGCUGCUGUGAAGUGGAUCAAGGAGCGUUGUGUUGGGGCUUUGUGAUUUAUUUUUUUUUUUGUUAAUGCAAAAAUCCCAACUUGCACUUGCACUCAAACCCAUUCUGAAUAAAACCUGUCAAAA